Molecule: messenger RNA, 3263 nt
Organism: Lethenteron reissneri (Far Eastern brook lamprey)
Lineage: Eukaryota; Metazoa; Chordata; Hyperoartia; Petromyzontiformes; Petromyzontidae
Product: prolyl 4-hydroxylase subunit alpha-1-like
Biological process (GO): peptidyl-proline hydroxylation to 4-hydroxy-L-proline
Cellular component (GO): endoplasmic reticulum
Molecular function (GO): L-ascorbic acid binding; iron ion binding; procollagen-proline 4-dioxygenase activity
Source: RefSeq, a predicted model, not a curated record
UGAGAGCAUUGACGUGGGCACUAGCCCUGUUAAGGAAGGCGGAAGGCAGCUUUGCUUGCUUGCUACUCUGUCCACUUGGAGCGUGGCUAAAACUGAAACUGUGAUCGGCACACACAUAGAACGCACACACAUACCGCAGUAAACCUAGGGCAACAGCAGCAGCAGCAUCAUCGUCUAAUUGUCAAACGACGUCUUGACUCGGCACGUCACAAAGCAGGGGUUGGGCCCCAUCAUGACGGCCAGCGGCGCUCUCCUCAAAUGGCUUCUGUUGGCCGCGUUGGUGAUGCAGCACGGCACGGCCGAGGUGUUCACGUCCAUCGGGCACAUGACCGACCUGCUGUACGUGGAGCAAGAGCUACUCAGUUCGCUCGAAAAGCACAUCGCCGAGCAAGAACUGCGGCUGCAGAGAGUGAAGCGGUGGAAGGAAAUGAAAGAUGCGGAAUCAUACGUCGCCACUUCGGACCCCGAGGGCUUCUUGGGCAAUCCCAUCAACGCCUACCACACCAUGCGCAUGGGGCAGCGCUGGGCGGCGCUCGAGAACUUCCUGCAGGAGUCAGCAGAAGGCUUCGUGUUGCGGCUGGCCGAGCGGAGGGCGCUCUUCCCGAGUGAGGAGGACCGUGUCGGGGCGGCGCGUGCGCUGCUGCGCCUGCAGGAGACCUACGCACUCGACGCCGUGCUGCUGGCCUCGGGGAAACUGCCCGGCGUCCCGAUUUUGUCGGCCUCCGCUCUCUCCGCCGACGACUGCUUCUCGCUGGGCCGCCUCGCCUACUCGGAGGGCCGCUACGCCCGCGCCGAGCCGUGGCUGAGCCACGCCCUGAGGCAGCUGGACGCCGGGGCCCGGGAGGGAGUGGGGGACGAGGGCACGGUGGUAGCUUCGGACGUCCUCGACUACCUGAGCUACUCCGUGUACCAGCUCGGCGACGUGCAGAGAGCGCUGAACCUCACGCGGAGGCUCGCCGCGCUCGACCCCGACCACCCAAGAGCGCAGUCCAACCUGCACUUCUUCGAGUACGAGAUGGCGCAGGCCGCGGCCGCGGACGAGGUGACGGCAGAUGACGAGACGGAAGGGGAAGUUGCCGACGACGACGACGACGAGGAGGAGAACGCGACGGUCCCUGACGGAGUGGAGGGCCACCCCAAGGGCGACGGCUACUUCUCGGAGAAGGAGGAGUACGAGCUGCUGUGCCGCAGCGCCAGCGGCCUCAUGACCCCGCGCCGGCAGAGACGCCUCUCGUGCCGCUACUGGGACGGGCGGCGCCACCCGCUGCUCGUCCUCGCGCCGCUCAUGGAGGAGGACGAGUGGGACCGACCCCGGAUCGUCCGUUACCACGACAUCGUCUCCGACGAGGAGAUCCGGCACGUGAAGGAGCUCGCCAAGCCCCGGCUCAGUCGAGCGACAGUCUUCCACCCAAUCACGGGGGAGCUGAGAACAACGAACAAUCGAAUCAGCAAAAGCGCUUGGUUGUCGGAAGACGAGAAUGAAACGAUUGCUCGGAUAAACCGGAGGAUAGGGGCGGCCACGGGGCUGAGCAUGGAAACUGCGGAGGAGCUGCAGGUGGCCAAUUAUGGAAUGGGAGGGCAGUACGAGCCGCACUACGACUUUGCACGGAGAAUCCAGGACGCUAGCUAUGAUGGGAAAGGAAACAGGGUGGCUACGUUCCUGAUCUAUAUGAGCGAAGUGGCAGCUGGCGGAGCGACCGUCUUUCCAGGAGUUGGGGCGACGGUUUUGCCCAAAAAGGGCUCGGCCGUGUUCUGGCACAACAUGCUCGCGAGCGGCGAGGGCGACUACGACACGCGGCACGCCGCCUGUCCUGUGCUCGUGGGCAGCAAGUGGGUCGCCAACAAGUGGCUGCACGAGAGGGGACAAGAAUUCCGGCGGCCGUGUGGAUUGACGGAGCUCGACUGAAAGCCGGCCGCUUGCGCGUCGCGCGCGCACUCACGUGGUGGAUUACAUCCUCGACACCGGACAACUCGGGACGGGAAGGGAACGAAACCGACCGAAACCAAAGAGCAAAGUUUCUCCUUGCACUUGCCACUUUUUUGAUUUCCACCCUCCCCCUCCGUCUCUCCUCCUUCCGUUUCUUGUUGUUUUCUGUCGCCGAUGUGCUACGGAUGCCCGUUGCGCUGUGGAGCUUCGCGGGGUUUUACGGAAACCCCUCCCCUGCCGACGGAGAAGCCACGAGACGCGUCGUGGGACCGGACUGCCGUGGAACUUUGUGCUCAGCCCUCAGGGUCUCGUUCUGUGAAACUCGUCUCUACCCGCCCGCGGAGAUGAGGGCCUCAUGUCACUUUGCCCUCCCGAUGCCACUUGUGUGUUUGCGAUCAAAUUGGAGCGCAUGCGUUGCCGCUAAAUGAAUGGUUGCGUUUCGUCUUUUGACACGUCUCGCGCGCCACACACAUCGCCAGAAGCUGUUCUCCGUCGCGUGGGCUGUGUUUGUGCCUGUUUUGAGAGUUUAAAAACAAUGUGUAACCGCUUUUGAAUGUGAAUAUUUACCGUUAAUAUAUUGCACCGCAAUUCCCGGCCCAUGUACAAGUUAUGGCUGUAUCUAAAUGUUAAUGCAGCUCAGAAGGGAAGGACAAUCCCUUUGGGGUUUAACCAUCGUGAGUUAAUGGGUAUUUUUUGUUAAUGGCAGGGUAAAUGCCUGUAGCGUUCUCAUUAAUAAUUAAUAUUUUAACGGUCAUUUGUAGCUCUUGCUUCUGCCGUCCAUUUUACAUGCUUCCUUUUGUUGAAAAAGGGGCUUUGAUGAUUCGGGCGCGCAAUCUUUAGCGACCGCAUUCAGUGUACCUACGGUAUUCGGCAGGAGCGUGUCUUUAAAGGGCACUGCUUUUGGCUUUUAAAGUUUAGAAUUGACAUGCAGGGAAGACUGCUAAAUUACGAUAUCAUGUCAGAACUGCAUGCCUGAUGGGCUGACUGCCAAAUGACAUUAAACCCCUGCAUUGUUACACGAUGGCGUGGUGUGGUACGUUAAUGUCUUUCACCUUGAAUACAUGGAUGGGAACAGUAUUGGCUGGGUAUGUGCUUAUACAAUGUUAAAACCUAACAUCGGUGAAAGUUAUGCCAUUUGCAGAGAAGUUCAACUGCCUCAUUGCGAACGCGAUGGCAUUUCUCAAUUUAUUUUUUAAAUAACAUUUUUAAGAAUAUUAUUUCUGCAUGCAGUUACGAUUAAUCAAUCGGAGUAAUUGUUUUUUUUUUAAUUCUGUUUCUGGAUCCUCUUCCAGGUAAUUGUGAAACCACUGAUGAUACCAUUAAACGAUGACUGGUG